This is a messenger RNA of Colletotrichum navitas, 1323 nucleotides long. RefSeq names its product cytochrome P450. The transcript is spliced from 6 exons. The annotation marks the transcript as partial. Lineage: Eukaryota; Fungi; Ascomycota; Sordariomycetes; Glomerellales; Glomerellaceae. Gene Ontology annotation, molecular function: oxidoreductase activity, acting on paired donors, with incorporation or reduction of molecular oxygen; heme binding; iron ion binding. The record is from RefSeq and is a predicted model, not a curated record.
GGAGACUAUGUCUGCGUUCCUUAUCAUCUACUGAACUCCUAUGCUGCAGCGUCUGAAGAUGUACUCAGCCCACAUGCCCCCUUUGAAGAGUUUGUUGAAGCAUCUAUCACACAGAUCAAUGUGACUUCUCAAGCUCUUAUCCAUUCCGUCAAACAAGACUUGACCCCAUCUCUAGGCAAGGCAACGCCGGAAUUAAGUGUUGUCGCCCUUGACGCAGUCCUGUCCGAGUUGCCUCGAAAUCCAGACUGGUCCGAAGUCGACAUUCACCAUGUUUUCGCCCGUAUAGUGACCAUCGUGUCAGGCUGGAUGUUCGUGGGACCGGAAUACUGCCGGACUGACGAGUAUAUGGACCUGGCCGCCAACUACGCAGCGGACGCCUUCGGCGGACCCAAGUUAUUGCAGAUGUUCCCAAAGGCAUCUCGAGCAUUCGUGGCACCGUUGAUCCCGCCUCUUCGACGGGUAUGGAAGGCCCAUACGCGCAUCGCUACACUUCUCGGUCCCGCCAUUGAGGCUCGUAGGAAAGCAGCCGCUACUGGGGAGCCGGUCCCCGACGACAUGUUGCAGUGGAUCAUCAACAAUGCCCACCGAUUCCCUGACGAGAUCAAGGAUGACGGCGACAUCACUCGUUUACAGCUCUCGUUGAGCGCUGUGGCCAUUCAUACGACCGCUUUGACUGCCACUGCAACGCUGUACGACCUUGCUGCCGAACCUGAGAUUAUGGACGACGUGCGGAAAGAGAUUGCUAGCGUACUUCGAAAGCAUAACGGCGAGAUCACCUCCAAAGCACUUUUUGACAUGAAACUUCUCGAUGCUUGUUGCAAGGAGUCCCAACGCCUAAACCCCGCCGACUUACUAUCGGCAAGACGCAAGGUCAUGAAGCCCUUCACAUUCUCCGACGGCGUUUCCGUUCCGCCUGGAACAAUGCUCGCAGUGCCUGUCCACCACAUCGGCCGCGACCCGGAGUUAUUUCCCGAUGACCCCGACAAGUUUAACCCCCAUCGGUUUACAAGGCUCCGGCAGAACGAGGGAGAGGGCAAUCAUUUCCAAUUCGCAUCGGUUACGAACGGAACCAUGGCCUUUGGAUGGGGAAAGCAUGCGUGCCCGGGCCGCUUUUUUGCUUCCACUGAGAUCAAGCUCAUUCUGGUCCAUCUGCUCACCAAUUUCGAUGUCAAGGUUGUUCCCGGCCCCGACGGCAAGAUGCAGAGAUACCCCAACAUUGAGUUUGGUAACAUGAAUAUGCCUGACGUGAAGCGCAAGCUUCUUAUCAAAAAGAUUUAGAACUCUUCAUAGGGGAUGUCAACCUUGAGCUGGUCGUUGUGCGGC